Ooceraea biroi (clonal raider ant) is the source of this 2670-nucleotide messenger RNA. It is a transcript of the gene fand, whose product is annotated as Pre-mRNA-splicing factor SYF1 fand. Gene Ontology annotation, biological process: generation of catalytic spliceosome for first transesterification step; mRNA splicing, via spliceosome. NCBI's taxonomy places the organism in Eukaryota, Metazoa, Arthropoda, Insecta, Hymenoptera, Formicidae. Gene Ontology annotation, molecular function: protein binding. The record is from RefSeq and is a predicted model, not a curated record. Gene Ontology annotation, cellular component: U2-type catalytic step 2 spliceosome; Prp19 complex; post-mRNA release spliceosomal complex.
AUGUUAGAACGCAAAGACGAUGAAGGAAACCUGUACGCCUUUAACGAGGAAGAUUUACCAUAUGAAGAAGAAAUUUUACGAAAUCCAUAUUCAGUGAAACACUGGCAACGCUACAUCGAUCAUCUCAAAAACACAAAAAGCAAAAACUUAAAUGUAGUUUAUGAGCGGGCAUUGAAGGAACUCCCAGGCAGUUAUAAACUUUGGUAUAACUAUCUUCGACAACGCGUGAGCCAGUUAAAGGGCCGUUGCAUAACAGAUCUGUUAUAUGAAGAUGUUAACAACGCCUUUGAGCGUGCUUUGGUAUUUAUGCACAAAAUGCCACGUAUAUGGAUGGAUUAUUGUACACUAAUGACUGAACAAUGUUAUAUUACACGAACACGUCAGGUGUUCGAUCGUUCUCUCAGAGCACUUCCAAUUACACAGCAUCAUCGUAUAUGGCCGUUGUACAUUGAUUUCUUAAAGAAGCAUGAUGUCUACGAGACUGCUGUCCGAGUCUUUAGGAGAUAUUUAAAGUUGGCGCCAGAAGAUACAGAGGAGUACAUAGAAUAUCUGAUAUCGAUCGGAAGACUUGACGAGGCUGCUCUAAAGCUUGCACAAAUUGUCAAUCAAGAUGAUUUCGUGUCAAAGCAUGGCAAGUCCAAUCAUCAGUUGUGGAAUGAAUUGUGCGAUUUGAUCUCAAAAAAUCCAUCCAAAAUAAAAUCUCUGAACGUCGAUGCUAUUAUUAGGGGCGGUUUAAGACGUUACACGGAUCAAUUGGGACCUUUAUGGAAUUCACUAGCAGACUACUAUGUCCGAAGUGGUCUCUUUGAAAGAGCAAGAGAUAUCUAUGAGGAAGCUAUACAGACUGUUACUACUGUUAGAGAUUUUACUCAGGUUUUCGAUGCCUAUGCACAAUUUGAGGAACUUAGUCUGAAGAAGCUGCUAGAAGAAGCAACGGAAAAUCCUACUGAAGAAGACGACAUAAAAUUAGAAUUGAGAAUGGCACGAUUGGAAAAUCUCAUGGAAAGGAGAUUAUUGUUACUUAAUUCUGUGCUGCUACGGCAGAAUCCGCAUAAUGUUGCAGAAUGGCACAAGAGAGUCAAGCUUUAUGAGGGACAGCCACAUGAGAUAAUUAACACGUAUACAGAGGCAGUGCAAACAGUGCAGCCACAGUUAGCAGUUGGUAAGUUGCAUACGUUGUGGGUUGCAUUUGGCAAGUUUUAUGAAGAAAAUGGACAAGUAGAAGACGCGAGAGUGGUAUUCGAAAAGGCAACUCAUGUUCCAUACACCAAAGUAGACGAUCUUGCUUCCGUAUGGUGCGAAUGGGCAGAAAUGGAAAUAAGACAUGACAACUGCAACGAAGCUCUGAAGCUUAUGCAUCGUGCUACUACAAUGCCAGCUAGGAAAGUAGCGUAUCACGAUGAAACAGAGACAGUACAAAUGAGAUUAUACAAAUCCUUAAAAGUAUGGUCCAUGUAUGCAGAUUUGGAAGAAAGUUUUGGUACAUUUAGGACUUGCAAGGCGGUAUACGAUAAAAUAAUCGAUUUGAAAAUUGCGACUCCUCAAAUUAUUAUCAAUUACGGGCUGUUCUUAGAAGAAAACAAAUACUUUGAGGAAGCAUUUAGGGCAUAUGAAAAAGGAAUUGCGUUGUUCAAGUGGCCUAAUGUUUAUGACAUUUGGAAUACAUAUCUUACAAAAUUUUUGAAACGCUAUGGUGGUACAAAACUGGAACGUACCAGGGAUCUCUUUGAGCAAUGUUUGGAACACUGUCCCUCAAAAUAUGCCAAAACUUUGUAUCUGUUGUACGCAAAGCUGGAAGAAGAACACGGCUUAGCGAGACACGCUAUGUCGGUGUAUGAACGAGCAACGAAUGCGGUCCUCCCGGAAGAACGAUUUGACAUGUUCAACAUAUACAUAAAGAAAGCUGCAGACAUAUAUGGAGUGCCGAAAACUCGACAGAUAUACGAGAAGGCGAUAGAGGUCCUAAAUGAUGAGAACACCAGAGAAAUGUGCUUAAGAUUUGCAGAAAUGGAGACCAAAUUGGGAGAGGUGGAUAGAGCGAGAGCGAUAUACGCACACUGCAGUCAAAUAUGCGAUCCAAGGGUAACAUCUAAUUUCUGGCAAGUUUGGAAAGAAUUCGAAGUCAGACAUGGUAACGAAGACACGAUGCGCGAAAUGCUUCGAAUUAAGCGCAGCGUGCAAGCUAUGUAUAACACUCAAGUGAACAUGAUGUCUGCACAAAUGUUGAAUAACGCAUCUAAUCAAGUGUCGGAUAUCCCCGUGGACGCUAUGCGCUUGUUAGAUAGUAAAGUUACGUCAAAUACAGAAAGUGUUACCAGCAUGAAAGCGGGUAUUAAGUUUGUACGUGGUGUAACGGAGAAGGACGGCAAGGCAGAAUCGCAUGUGAAUAAUCCAGAUGAGAUUGACAUCGACAUGGAUGACGAAGAUGAAAAUGAAAACGAUGCAGAGAUGGAAGAAGAUGUCCCAAUUGAAAAACAAACUAUACCAUCACAAGUAUUUGGUAGCUUAAAAGCAGCCGAAAUAGAGGAUAAUUGAGAUCUUACCAAGAUGGCGUUUGUAAAAUAAAUAUCAUAAUUAUUGUCACUUUAUGACAAAAUGAUAUACAAAAGUGUACAUAAAAAUACGUAAAAGUGUGCCGCUUUGAUAAUUGAAUACAAUUUAUAAAUCUUC